Molecule: messenger RNA, 5136 nt
Organism: Amphibalanus amphitrite
Lineage: Eukaryota; Metazoa; Arthropoda; Thecostraca; Balanomorpha; Balanidae
Product: DNA-directed RNA polymerase II subunit RPB1-like
Exons: 4
Coding region: 1-1827 (608 amino acids)
Source: RefSeq, a predicted model, not a curated record
AUGCUGUGCGGCCAGGCCAGCAGCGGCGCGCCGCCGCCGCCGCCGUCUCCCGACCAGGAGCCCAUCGACCCGCGCGCCUAUGAGCACCUGCUCUGGGGGCCGCUCGGCGACCCGGCCGGCUAUGUGUGUCUCACCCCGCUCACCCCGACCGCGGCGCCUCCCGGGGCGACACCCUGCUCGGCCGCCGGCGCCGAUACAGAGCCCGCCGAGAAAAAACGACGCGGCAGGAAGAAAGGUCAGACGCGCGAGUCAGGUGCGUGGACGGCCAACAAGAGACUGGGUCGGCCUCUGGGCACCACCCGCGCCAAUGGCUACAAGGUGGGCUGUCGCGGCGGCCGGCGCAAGGGGACCACACGCGCUAACGGCUACAAGGUGAGCGGCGGUCGGCCGCGCGGCACAACGCGCGCUAACGGCUACAAAGUCAGCACGGGCCGGCCCAAAGGCACUACCGUGGCCAACGGCUACAAGUGCAGCACGGGCCGGCCGCGCGGCCCGUCCGGCGUGGCUAAGGAGGGAGACACGGACUGCGGCCGACCGAGCGCGCCCGUCCUGCAGGGCGGCGCGGCCACCGACACACCGGGACAAGAUGCCAUGAAAUGCGAGGAGAAAGGACUCACGACCACUGCUUCCUGGAUGCCACCGAAGAUUGACGGACCCCUCAGCCUGGAUACGAUGGAGUCGGCGGCGCUGCGUGCCGGGUACGACGGCGCCGCCGUGCCGCCGCUGCAGCCCUGCGCGGUGGGCCGCACCCCGCCAACACCGGCCGCCGGUCAGCUCUCUCCCCUGGCCGAGCCGGCCGGACCCCAGCAGGGCUCGCCGGGGCCGCCGUCCGGCGCCGAGGGCCCCUUCUCGCCGGGCGGCGGGCCGCUGCGCCAGCUCUCCGGCGGCUCGCCCGACCAGUACUCGCCCAUCACGGUGACCACCUCUCCGGCCGAGUACUCGCCGGCCGGCACCGGCCCCUCGUCCGUGGGCCAGUACUCGCCCAUCAGCAACGCGCCCACGCCCGCCCAGUUCUCUCCGAUGGGCGUGGCGGGGCCGGCACAGCAGUACUCACCGCCGCCGUCCAUCGCCCGGUCGUCGAGCCACCAGUACUCACCGCCGCUGCCCGUGAGCCGCUCCCUGAGCCAGCAGUACUCUCCGCCGCCCCCAGCCGGCAGAUCGCCCAACCAGCAGUACUCCUCGCCCCUCCCGGCCACCCGGUCCCCGGGCCACGAGUACCCCGCGGCGCUGUCCGCCGCCCGGUCACCCAGUCAGCCGUAUCCCUCUCCCCUUCCGGACUCCAGGCCGCCGAGCCAGCAGUACUCUCCGCCGCUGCCGACGGAGAGAGCUCCCAACGAGCCGUACUCACUGGGUUCUGUGUCCAUCACCAGAGUACCCAACCAGCAGUACUCCUCUCUGCCGGCGCCGGGGACCUCAAACCAGCAGUACUCCCCGACCCACCCGCUGGCCAGGUCGGCCAACAAAUACUACUCGCUCUCACUGCCGAUAGCCAGGUCAUCCAGCCAGCAGUACUCGCCGCCGCUCUCGGCCGCCAGGUCGCCCAGCCAGCAGUACUUUCCACCACUCUCGGUUGCCAGAACGUCUGGCCAGCAGUACUUCCCGCCCCUGUCGUCUGUCGGCUCUGGGGGCGAGCAGUACCCGUCCCACAUGUCCAUGAGCCGGGCGGCUAUGCUGCAGUCUGCCAUGCCGCUGGCCGUUUCCCGGUCGCUGAGUCAGUUCUACUCCCCGGACACGGUGGCCGAUUGCGGCUCGUCCGUGUUCGCUCCCUCCACGUCAGCCGGGGGCGCCGGCACGCCGUGCUACGGCGCCGCUCUGCUGCCCAUGUGAGCCGCCGCGGCGCGGCCGCCGGCGCCCCCCGAGCCUGCGAGUCGCGCGUGUUAACGACAAGCGUCCACUCGCAGCGCCCUGGCGCGGCUCGGCCCCAGCGUCCAGCCCGCCCCGCUGUCCUACCGGCGCCGCCGGGUUCCAGCCCCGCGGAUCCCACCGGUACACUCGGAUCCCAGUUGGAUCCCGCCGUUACAGACGGAUCGCAGUUGGAUCCCACCGGUAUGGUUGAUCCCAGUUGGACCCCACCGGUACACUUGGAUCCCGAUUGGAUCCCACCGGUGCUGUUGGAUCUCAGUUGGAUCCCACCGGCGCCACGGAUCCCACCAGCUCGUUUCCGCCGCGCUGCCCGAUCCCGUCGGCACAGUUAGUUUCCAUCGCCGCUGUCAGAUCCGCCAGCGCGGUUCGACUGUCCAGUGCAAUCUGAGCUAAUGCGCUGUAGCCACGUGUCGUGCUGAUUGAGGGUCACCAGCAGAUCAAAGUGUCCAGGCAACAUUUCAUUAUAUCGCCGAUAUGUGAAUUAGAGGCUGGCUGUCUCCGAUAGGCCAUAUUUUACGCAGGCCAGUCAGCCAUGCAGUGUUAAGACCUCAUAAUGUUUACCAGCCUGCGGUAAUCGGGGGACAUUUGAACUUCUAUCUGAUAGCACCUGAGCUCAAUGAACUUAUGCAUGCUACAACAUUAUUUUACCAAAUUUUCUUCGGACUUUCCUCAAUUAAUGCUCAUCCAGCGGGCUACAGUGCCGGCUCAAUCUGUGCUCAAGUCACACAGGUUCCCCCAGCCCCCCCUCCCCCCCCCUCACGUUCCACUUUGAUCCGCGCACUUUGUAGCCCACACUGAUAUUGCUUUUUUCGACAAUCAGUAUGAGUCGGUACAUAUAGCCAAUUAUGAUAAGACGAUGUAGCGAUCGAUACGGACCUGUUUCCCUAGAAAUGGUCACACCGGUCUUACCAUGGCAACCUUUUACAACAGUGCCGAGUCGGUGUUCUUUGACGCGUUUCCCGUCGUCGGCCAGCGUAUUGACUCGCCGCUAUUUCUGGUAGUCGUUCAGUGUUCAGGCCAAAUUCGGGCAGCAGCUGAUCCUCCGGGGCUUAUGACCGUCGCAAUGUCGCAUUACCGGUAAAUGUCCGGGCUGCUGGGUAUGUAGUGUUGGUCGUCGUUCUGCUAUAGAUAAUGUCAUUUGGGACACUGGAUACAGCGGAAAUCGGAGACUCGAUCAUUGCUUUUGAUGAGGCUGGCCAAUGGCCGCAUAGGUAUAUGCAGUUGUAACUCAGAUAGACUGCGUGUAAACGAGCAGUUUUUAUUAGGCUUUUUCGUAUUAACCACACUGAAAUCCGCUAUGAAUGAAAACAGAGCACAUGUGUUCAAUUAUUUCACGGCGACAAUACCUGAAAUGACGUCAGAAGUCUGUCCAUGAUGGGUUUAUGUUUCGUUUGACAAGAGCUGCGUCUGCUGUCCCUUCCCUUGGAGCAAAAAGUCUGCUUAUUCUAGACGUGCUGGUACUUUUUUGUGCACUGCGAUUAAGCGUUCAUAAUUGUUAGCCAUAUGGUACUUAAUUGAUCUAGGCGCAAGUGUGUUUUUUGGCCAUACCAGCUAUACUUAUAUGGAAAUGCACACAAUACGAUUCGUGCAGAUCAUUUUUUAGUUUGUAGGGCACAUUAUAAAAAAAAAUCAGUUGCUAAACCACUGCAACCUCUGACGAAUGUAACAAAGCGACCACUUUCCAACGCUCACCAUUGGUACGGAUGCUACCCAAAAAGGCUUUUCAUGAAGUCUUGAUAUUUGCUCACGAAAACGGCUGUGUGAAUAAAAGAUAUGGAUAUCAACCACGUCAAACAUUACAUUCUCUAAAUGUCCUAAUUCCCCAAUGUUACUUUGAUUAAGUCCAGUUUAAAGUUGUUGAAAAUGUUAGCAGGCAUGUAGUACAGUUAAAGCAGGUGAAAACACGUGUUAAUCAAAUGGACAAAUUAAAUGUAUUGUUCUGCACGUUUCCCCAGUCGCUCUUCGUAUUAAAAACAACAACAUAAAUUUGCACUUGUUAUCCAUUCUAAUACAUCUAAAAUACCAGCUGCCAUCGAUUUUAACUAGCCAUGGAAUAAGACUCUCUGUUGUGCACCACCCUCCGCACCCAUUCCAAGGGGCAGGCGUAUCUAUAUCUGACUAGCGGGAUGGCGUAAAGCGACGAUUUGAAACGGCGAGACUCGAGUCGCGCUUUAGCGUCUGCCCGUAGUCGGCAAUAUAAGGCAUAAGCGACAGGCAAGGGCUACUUAACUAGACAUUUAGAAAUCAAGGUAAAAUAAGUCAACUUCAGGUUUGAAUUCGGAGGCUUUAGUCAUUCGGACAUCAGCGUAAAAACGUUUCAGCUUGGUCCCAUAAUUAUUUUAGCUUGCCGCCCAAGGGAGGCAUCAAUUGGCAAAAUGUGGGCCCGAUGUUGAUUGUGGUGCUUAGCACAAAUCUAAUGAAUUCAAUCUUGAACUCGUCUUAACUAAAUCCAAGGGUAAAAAUGAGCGAACGGGCGUUAGCUAUCAUCUGACUAUGGCGCCUCGCGGUUUGCGAGCACAGCUUUCUUUCGGCAGCCUCAUUGGGAAUGUACACACAGUAAGACCGCUCGUGUAUAAAAUCAAAUUAUCUCAGGUAAAACAGUUCUGCCCUGUGCUCAUUUAGGGCAAAUAAAUAAACUGGUGAGCAAAGGUAACUGGGAGUAACUGGGGAUUUCGCGUUGGCGUUGCCCCGUAGAAGUGAGCUAAGGUGAUAAGGCUAUCAAAUAUGCGUCUGGCCUGGCGAGGUUCAAUGUACGAAAUACAUGCGCAAAUAUUUUUGUAGUGAAGAGAGCAUAACAUGUUAUGCCUGUUACCGGAAAACUUUGCGCACCUGAUAUUCAACAUAAAUAUUCUUAACUUUGUUGUUUGCCAGGCCAGAAUAAAACUUGAGAAGUAUCAAAAGCACUAGCUGGUUACUGCAUGCCGAUACUGAUUUUUCCCAGAUACCUUAGGUCUACCACAUUUUUCUACAAUCGUAGCGAACCUGAAUCAAAACCGCCACAGCGGGCGAGCUCUGCUCCAUCGGUGUUUGUGCGUGUGUUUUCGCCGGUGUCUUGUGUGCUGUCGUGCUUUCUAGGUACAGCCGCUUGGUGUUCUGUGCGGAGAACAUUUAACGAAAAGCCCUCACCCGGUGUGUCACCCGGUCCAUCGACCGCGUUAGUCGCGGUCGUACGUUAGUUGUUGGGGUGUUCUCGAUGUGCCGAAGGGCUUGUGCUGCAAGAUUUACCGGUCAAUGUUGCAGGCUAUUAGAGAUACAUGUUUAGUGAACUUUGGG